Molecule: messenger RNA, 1551 nt
Organism: Desarmillaria tabescens
Lineage: Eukaryota; Fungi; Basidiomycota; Agaricomycetes; Agaricales; Physalacriaceae
Exons: 10
Coding region: 1-1551 (516 amino acids)
Biological process (GO): carbohydrate metabolic process
Source: RefSeq, a predicted model, not a curated record
AUGUUGUUGGCGAUCUAUUUGAUAUUCUUCGUGCCCUUGGCGGUAUUCGCUCAGGAUGGCGGUAUUUUCAUGCAAACGACGAGCGUAGAAGCGGCAGGAUACUCCUGCGAUAGCACCCAAUGCCGGCUUCCCCACUGCAACUGCGCCAGUACGAGUCCGCCUGGUGGGCUAAGUCCAGCGGAUACCCCCCAAUUUAUCGUCUUCACUGCUGACGAUGCUAUUCAAUCCUACACCCUCGAUUCUGUGAACCAGUUUCUCGCCCAGAGACAGAAUCCCAAUGGUUGCCGUCCCAAGAUGACCUACUACACGUCACUCAGUUAUACAAAUUACACGCUGGUGACAGAUUGGUAUGUCGCCGGCAACGAAAUUGCAGAUCACACGAUGACGCACGUCGGGAGUCCGCCAGACAACGAAGUCGAUGGGAAUUUGAUCGCUCUAAACGCUCUUGCUGGGAUUCCCUUGGCAUCCAUUAAAGGGUUCCGUGCUCCGUUCCUAAAUUACUCAGUCGAUACCCUUCGACACCUUGCGGAUGCUGGCUUCACAUAUGAUUCUAGUGCAUCUGCGUCGAUACCUGUUUCUGACCCCAACACCGAUGCAUACUGGCCUUACACUUUGGAUUAUGGCAUGGCCAACAACUGUCUGAUGGUAGAGAAUACGUGCAAGGGACAACCCAAGCUUCCUGGCUUCUGGGAGAUUCCAAUGUACGCCAUGUUUGAUGACAGAGGUGUUAGCGGACCGCACUUGAUGGAUCCUUGGUUGGACGUCGCGAAUGGCAAUAGUCAGCCGAAUGAUACUGCUACGCUGGAAUUUAUGAAGAAUACGUUCAACGCGCACUACAAUGGUAAUCGGCAACCGUUUGGAUUAUAUACUCAUCCUAUUCAUCUCGCUGAAAACUACCCUGGAGUCGCGUCCCCUACUUCAACUAUUAAUAUGAUCAACGAAUUCCUCGACUGGGCCCAAGAACAGCGGAAUGUCUGGAUUGUGUCUAGCGAACAGCUCCUUGCUUGGGUCCAGCUCCCGAAACCGAUCUCGGACUUGAACGACCUUGAUGCCCUGAAAUGUUCCACGCCUGAUGUAGACCCCUCGUUACAGAUCUGCAACGGUAUCCCGCAGAACGAGCAAGGUUUGUUGAGUCACUGUGCAUUCUCUGAUUUCCCCUUCUUCACCUGUUAUGGCUGUCCUGAGGUGGAACCGACCCCGGAAAACCCGAAUCCUCCCCAGGUCGUACCUAGCGGUGGAAAUGCUCGUUUCCGACUUCCAGCAAAUUGUUCUACACCCUUCUGGGAUCCAAUCAAGGGCGAGUGUCUUUGUUCAUCUGACACAUGCUUAUUCACCGAUGAUUCGAGAUCCAUUGGGCCUAAUGGGGCGAAUCUCACUGGCGGUGGGACGGGAGGAACUGCGACUACGAGUGCGACAGCGAUUGCGACUACCACUGCGUAUAUCCCAUUCAAUGGAGCUUUACCUUCGUUACCCCCGGGUGUGAUGCCCGCUAUUGUUUUAGGGUUGAUUGGAACCGUGAUGGGUACCUUUGGGGUCCUGGCUCGAGCGUGA